AGCAGACAAACUCUGGAGAGGAGCCGAGCUUUUUGAUCAGCGACCACGGCACGCCUAAGGGCCGGGCGGAAUGACCUGAAAAACCAGCUGCCUGAGAUUAUUACUACCUGCGAGGAGCAGCUCAGGAGCAACAAGUGAGCAAGCAUGGAGCCACCCCCCCCCCCACUCGCCUCCUCCUCUUCACAUUAACACUGAAACCACACACACACAAACACACAGAGGCAUCUCUGCUUUUUAAACUCUUUGAGACUCUUUCUGUGUGUCUGUCAUUUUAGCAGCACCUGGGACUUACUUUCCUCUCUUGGAUUAGUUCACACACACUACUCUUCUCCCUCGUGUCAGUGGACUAUGCCCCCCUCAGUCAGCUGAGGGAGGGGGCUCUGUGUUGCUCAGGCUCCCAUCUGGAGAAGGCUUGGGCUGACAUCAAAUAGGAGACGGUUAGGUAAUUGCUGAAGAUGCAAGCCUCAACUGGCUCACCUGUGACCAACACUACAGUUCCUUCAAACACAACCGCCACCACAAAGUCCAAAGAACAAGUACUCAUCCAGAGUUCUGGGGCAAUGAUCGCUGUCAUUGUCAUAGGUAUCAUAAUCAUUCUAACCAUUGUCCUGAUCAUCCUGAAGACGUACAACAGGCGGACACAUGUAUCCAGAGUCCUGGGAGCCAGCGGUGGCUCCAAACCUCGUGCGAAGACGUCACAAUCCACAACUCAGAGCAACAUGCCGCUGAGCACCAUGGGGGUCAGCUCUGUGUCAGGCAGCAUCGCCAAUUCAAUCCCAGGCUCAGACAACAGCUUCCGGCUGCCCAGAGUGGAGGAAAACCACAUAGAGCAAUUCAACACCACAAGUGGAUCCACUGUGGUCACCAUAAAUGACCCUCCAUCAUUAGGAAACACAUAGCAGGUGGACAAGUCUCACAACAGGCACUGACUGAUGUGCUACCUUCAUCCCUGACUGCAUACUGUGUGUUGACUGAAUCCUGUGGAAACACAAUCCAUGACGAUAGUGUUGUCACUGCCAUUCUCCACCAACUGAGCCACCGCUAGUCACUACAUGGAUAACAAGAUGUCCUCCUGGUGUACAAAAUGCACAAAAUGAACAAAAUUGUACUGAUAACAGAUACCCUGGAUUUCAUAAGGGAUGUUGUAUGACAUAUUGAUAUGAAGAAUUGCUUUUUGGCUACAGUCAGUGUUCAGAGUAUGGAGGCCAUAGGUUUCUUACUGUUUGAAUUUUUAGCAGAUGUCCCAUCACAACUAAUGCAAUAAAGAAAAUGUGUGGUAAAGACUGUAAUGGCUUGAAAACAUUGGUCUUAAGUGUGUACAUUUCUAUAAUAAAGGAGGACCACAUUGGUAUGAGUAAAUGUAGAAUUAGUAUCAACUUCAUAGAAGACAAAGAGAAGCUAUGAAGCUAACUCAUUGUUUAAUGGAUACUAGUACGUUUGAGGAAAAUAUGUUGAUAUUGCAGAUUUUUCAAUAUGUCAAUAUUUAUGUCUUUGUCUUCUGAUCAGAUAUUCGUUCAGAUUAUUUUUUGUCAAAAAAUCUUUAAAAUGUCAUUGUAUUUUUCCCCCUUGUAUAACAAAAAAAAAAGAUAGAGAGAGAUUUUGAGAGACAUCUGGGUGUAAGCCUAACACACUGAUGUAAAUCCUUUUUAGUUUGACACCAAAGGAUUUUGCACUUUAUAUUCUUUGCUCCCUGUAUUUGUAUUUGUAUGUUUGUGGUACUUUAAAUUAAGUGAGAUGAAAAUAAAAUGUAAUAUUUCUAAUUGUGGCUGACCUGUCAUUUGGACACUGGACAAGUUGAAAGAAAGCUUAACAUCAUAUAACCUUAUAGGCUCGGAUACUUCUGUUAGUACACGUGUACACAUGUAGUACACUGUGUACACUGUGCGGU
This is a messenger RNA of Micropterus salmoides (largemouth bass), 1888 nucleotides long. RefSeq names its product non-compact myelin associated protein (gene ncmap). Gene Ontology annotation, molecular function: structural constituent of myelin sheath. The transcript is spliced from 4 exons. The record is from RefSeq and is a predicted model, not a curated record. Gene Ontology annotation, biological process: regulation of myelination. NCBI's taxonomy places the organism in Eukaryota, Metazoa, Chordata, Actinopteri, Centrarchiformes, Centrarchidae. Gene Ontology annotation, cellular component: Schmidt-Lanterman incisure; plasma membrane; paranode region of axon. The coding region runs from base 456 to 899 and encodes 147 amino acids.